Molecule: messenger RNA, 12111 nt
Organism: Aspergillus ibericus CBS 121593
Lineage: Eukaryota; Fungi; Ascomycota; Eurotiomycetes; Eurotiales; Aspergillaceae
Product: non-ribosomal peptide synthetase
Exons: 1
Coding region: 1-12111 (4036 amino acids)
Biological process (GO): secondary metabolite biosynthetic process; amino acid activation for nonribosomal peptide biosynthetic process
Cellular component (GO): cytoplasm
Molecular function (GO): phosphopantetheine binding; catalytic activity
Source: RefSeq, a predicted model, not a curated record
AUGAUUCUGGCUACCAAUGGCGGCGAAAAGCCUCAGUUUCUUUCCCAGGCAGCAGCGAAUACCAUCGAUAACGCCGGAAUCUCGCCAAUCAGCGUUCAAGCAGUCCAUCAGGCUUCCAAGUUUCAGGAAGAAAUGGUGCUUGUAACGAUGAUGGAUCAGCAUCACCGCGUCUGCAUGGAAGCACAACAUUUCAUCAGUCGUGAGACAAUCCAUGCGGCUGGAGUAAAUCGUGCGGCUCAUGCACUGGCCCGGCGACAUGCUGUACUACGGUCCAUCUUUUGCUGGAACGAAAACAUCACCGAUCGACAUCCGAGUCGGAUCUCGCUUGUAGUGCUGGGUACCAAUUACCCACAGCAGAAGAUCACGUUGGUUGAGAAGUUGUCGCCGGGUCCCGACUUAGAGAACACCUAUAUCGAAUUUUGUGUCCUUGGACUGCCGGGGCCUGCCGCAGUUGCACAAUGGCAUGGAGGAAUGCCAUGGAAAAUUUCCAUCAACCAGUUGCCCAACCGAGGGUCCCGUGUGACCCUGUGCUAUCAUCACGCACUUCUAGAUGAGGUAUCAGCUCGCCAACUGCUGUUAUCUCUGCAAGACGAAAUGAAAAAUCCCGGCUCUGUCGAAGCCACGUCCGACGUCUACGCCGUUCAUAGGGGCCAGAGUUACCGCCGCAGCCGCGAUAUGCGAACACGGCUACAGGAUAAGAUUUCCGGCAUUCCCUUUUUGCCUUUCACGCUCGGUGACUCAGAUCCCGCCAAUCGGGACGGGCAUGGUGAGACAAUUGGCAGAGUGGCUGUCGAGUCUCACGGUCGAUCCAGCCUGCCUCCAUGGAUGGCCCGGCUAGCACUAUGCAUGGCACUCCGUGCAUUUGCAAAAGUCGAAGACGCUGUGUUCCUGGAGCUAACAUCAGGACGAGGAGUUCUUCCAUCCAUUCAUCGAGAAGCGCUGGGUCCUGUCCUCGUACCGCAACUUCGAUGGGCCAAACUUAAAAGCCACACCCCGCUCUCCGAUAUUGCCGAGAAAUUGCAUGUAGAGAACGAAAUCCAUCAUGCAUUCUCUCCAGGAGAGAUUGAAUCUUUCUUCCCACAAUUGGACAGAUCGCUUCAGGCGUGCCUAGUCUGUCACACUGAGUCAUGUGCCAGCGGAGUGGGCAGCUGGGCUUGGGACUGCAAGGAAUCACGGUAUGAUAAGUCAUUGGUGAUCGAAAUUCUGCCACAUGAGAAUGCCUCCCUGGUCCGUGUUUGCUAUCACCGCAACCGGUUUACAGAUCAGGAAAUCACCGCGUUCCAGCAAUUCAUCUGUGGCUGUCUUCAAUGGCUGCAAGAGAAUCAAGACAACCUGAAAGUCUUUACCCUUGAGUCUGCCGUCAGUCACAUUCUCUCUGCUAGGCCGGGUGUGGCAGUCUGUAUCGAUCAUGGAGUGCCUUUCGAGCAGCCAGACAUUCACCCCGGCCUGCCCACCAACGCAUCCGAAUCAACCCCAGAGCAGUUGAGCUGGAGAUCAACUCACUCAUGCAUGAACCAGAUAGAAGAUCAGCAAAAUAUUUGCGCUCACCAUCUGUUUGAGCAGGCUGCCAGACGCAUGCCGCACAAGAUAGCUCUGCAGUAUGAGUGUUCUGAGUAUAUGACUUAUGAGCAGUUGAAUGAUCGCUGCAAUGCGGUGUCUGAUGCCCUCACAGUUUGGCUGGACUGUUCUGACGCGAGGGUAUUUGACCAGGAGAUUAUUGUUCCCAUAUCAUUUGACAAGGGAUUUGACCUGGUUAUCGCCAUGCUCGCAGUCCUAAAGUCUGGCGCUGCUUAUGUGCCCAUCGACACCAGCCAUCCUGCUGACCGCAUUGCGAACAUCAUCAGCAGAACAGGCGCGUCUGUCAUUAUCAGUGACGGCCACACUGGUACAGACAAGUUGCAUGAAGUUUCUGAGAAGACAGGAACAGCAAUCGUCACACUUGAUGAGUUGACCCAGACGAAUGGGUGCCGAGCUCCGUGCAUACGACCAGGACAGGAGCAAUCGGCCUCAUCCUUGGCCUACAUCCAGGUCACAUCCGGGACGACUGGAACGCCAAAAUGUAUCAUGAUCGAGCACCGUAACCUGCUAGCUUUCAUGCAAGCCGACGAACCCGACUUUCUCGGCAAUUGGAGAACUAGCAAGUUGCAGUUGUCCAACCGCACGUUUGACAUCGCCAUGGCGGACAUAUUCGGGACCUUGGGGCGUGGAGGAAGACUGGUCCUCGGCCCAGACGCAAAGAUACUCUCAUGUCUACCCGAGUGGUUGGAGAUGACAAGUGUCACGGACCUGAAUACGACACCCCUGGUUGCAGACUUACUAGAAGACCACGUUCCAGCACAUCUGAGUGUGCUCAUGGUGGGCGGAGAGCCCUUCCACCCCUCCCUCAUAAACCACACACCCAAGAAAUGCCGUCUGUACAACAACUAUGGCCCUAGUGAAACAACGUUCGUGGCAACAAGCUACAGGAUAUCGCCCGAGGAUGAAGGACGCGCAACAAUCCCGAUAGGUCGCCCAUUCGGAAUUUGCAAGAUUUAUAUUUUGGCACCUGACAGCAUGGAGUGUGCCCCCGCUGGGGAGGUCGGUGAAAUCUGCAUCGGUGGUCCUCAGGUUUCUCGAGGCUACCUGAGGCAGCCAGAUCUCACGGACACGAAAUUCGUACAUAAUCCUUUCGAGAAUGAUGGGCAUCAGACACUGUAUCGGACUGGAGACCUUGGACGAUAUUCCCCCGACGGCAGACUCGAUUACCUCGGGCGUAUAGACAGACAGGUGAAGAUCCGUGGACAGCGUGUCGAAACACUCGAAAUAGAGACAGCGAUAGGCAAACAUCCCCGCGUCAAGGCUUGUGCGGUCGUCAUAGGGGAAUCACUUCAUGGGAAAGCUCUGGUUGCAUUUGUCGAAAUAAAUCCAGGUCGGUCUUUGGCCGAUGAGCUGACGAAUGAAAAUCAUGACUGGCUGUGUAUCAAGGCCGAAAUCAAGUCCAAUAUGGCCGGCUGUUUGCCGGACUAUAUGGUACCGGGGCACAUUGCGAUGCUGGAAGAUGGCCUUCCUCGUUUGGCUAGCAACAAGCUCGAUCAGCAGGCGCUGGCAUCACGCGCUACGUUAGUCCUAUCGAAGGAAGAAUUCCAAGCGACCGCAGAAUAUGUGCCCCCACAGGAUGAAGUCGAAAGGCAUGUCUGCGAAGCCUUCAGCGACGUCCUUUCUUGCGGAGCUGGUAUCACUAACAGUUUCCUGGACCUCGGAGGGCACUCUGUCACAGCAAUUCGGGUGGCUAGUAGGAUUAGAAAAGAGCUCAGCACCAACAUCACCUUCCGAGAUGUCCUGGAGUGUUUGACCCCUCGUUCUCUGAGCAUACGCAUUCGCGAAUCCGGAGAACUGCUGCCGCAUUCUGCGGCGUCCUAUCAUGUUCCAGACUCUAAACCCGUUGAACAAUCGUUUGCACAAGGACGCCUCUGGUUCCUAGAACAGCUUCAUUCCAACUUGAGCUGGUAUCACUUACCACUUGCGUUCAGGCUACGAGGGCCGCUGCAUCUUGACUCUUUGGAGGCUGCUUUGCUCGCAAUUGAACAACGUCACGAAACGCUUCGCACAACAUUUGAAGACAGGGAUGAUGUCACAAUCCAAGUGGUUCAUCCUUUUGUACCAAGAAAAAUACGGCUUAUAGAUAUCGGUCAACACCCAGGAGAUAGGGAAGAGCAUCUUCGUUCUGUCUUGCGCAGGGAACAAACGACACCGUUCGAUCUGAAGACCGAACCCGGCUGGAGAUCAGCCGCGCUGAGAGUAGACGCUGAGGACCACGUCGUAUCCCUAGUUCUCCAUCAUAUUAUCGCAGAUGGAUGGUCCUUGGGAGUGCUCGUUCGGGAGCUCAUAUCAUUCUACUCUGCGAAGUUUCACGGAAAGGAUCCCUUGGCGCAAUUACCAUCGCUUCCGAUUCAAUAUCGUGAUUAUUCCUUGUGGCAGCACCAGGAGAAACAACUGAUAGAGCAGGAGCGCCAAUUGCAGUACUGGACUGAUCAACUGCGAGGCAGCCAUCCGGCCGAGUUCCUUUGCGAUAGACCGCGACCGCCUGUUCCAUCAGGACAAGCCAAUGUGAAAGGAAUAAGCAUCACCGGGGCGCUGUACCGGCACUUGCAACGAUUCUGCCAACGAUUUCAUAUAACACCCUUCAUUGUCUUGUUGGCUGCUUUUCGAGCCGCCCAUUACCGAAUGACAGGAUCAGUAGACGCAACGAUCGGCACUCCAAUCACGAACCGUAACCGCGAAGAGCAUGAAGGCUUAAUUGGGCUGUUUGUCAACAUGCAGUGCAUGCGGAUCCAAGUCCUAGACGAGGAUACUUUCGAACUGCUGGUUCAACGGGUGAAAGACACGGCGACAGCAGCAUUUGCCCAUAAUGAGGUGCCUUUUGAGAAGAUCGUUUCUGCGCUGCACCCUGCGCGAGAGGGCUCUCGCAACCCAUUGAUACAAACAAUCUUUGCAGUUCACCCAGAGCGUGUCGACAAAGUCUCUAUCGAAGGCCUGGAAUCGGAGUAUAUUAACCUCACAAAUGCCACGAGGUUCGACCUUGAGUUCCACUUUUACCAAGACGAUGAGGGCCUAGACGGGGAGGUCAUGUUCGCAACUGAUCUGUUCCACCAUCGGACAAUUGAGACCUUGCUUGCCAUUUUCCAAGAUAUAUUAGAAGGAGGAUUGGAGAGGCCCGGUACUGAGGUUGAGGCUAUGUCUCUUCUGAGUGGCCUUUCCGCCCUUCACCAUAUGAAUUUGGUCAAAGUUCAUCGCACCGAUUACCCUCGAAACUCAAGUAUAGUCGACGUCUUUCGUGAGCAAGUGGCCGCACAUCCUGAAGUAAUGGCCGUCAAAGACGCUUCGCACCAAUGGAGCUAUGACAGGCUUGAUCAGGAGUCGGAAAAGAUGGCCAAUUGGCUGAGCAAACUGGGGCUUCCGACAGAAGCAGUGAUUGCAGUCUUUGCGAAGCGAUCAUGCGAGACCAUCGCAGCUUUCCUAGGCAUUCUCAAGGCAAACAUGGCCUACCUGCCACUGGAUAUCAAGUUUCCGGCUGCUCGAAUUGAAAUUAUCCUCUCUGCUAUUGAAGGACGCAGAGCUGUUCUUGUCGGAUCAGAUGUUCAACUUCCGAUGAUUGAGGUCGACGGGCUAGAGGUUGUCCCAAUGGUAGAUCCAUUUGGCCUGGACAACCGAGUCAGCAACGAAAACAAUGAACGCAGCAAUCCUGGGCCCAGCAGUCUGGCAUACGUCAUGUUCACUUCGGGGUCCACCGGCCAACCAAAAGGGGUCAUGAUCGAGCACAGGGCAGUUGUAUCGCGCGUUAGAGACUGUAAUAUGCUUGAUAACGAGAGCGCCGCGAAGCCAUUUGCCCAUAUAUCUAGCAUCGCUUUUGAUGCAGCAGUCUGGGAGAUUUACGCUUCCCUGCUUAACGGCGGCACCGUGGUCUGUAUUGAUACAAUGACAGUGCUGGAUUUUGUAGCUCUGUCCAAUGUGUUUUCCCUACAUGGCAUUAGGAUAGCACUUAUGACACCGGCCUUGCUGAAACAAUUUCUUUCAGAGUCGCCAGCUUCCAUCUCGGAGCUUCAUACACUGGUUGUUGGUGGAGAACGUUCAGAUCCCCAAGAUCUUUCCCGAGCACGCAAGCUGGUUCAAAAGGAGAUCAUUAAUGCCUAUGGGCCGACUGAGAAUACCGUGUUCAGUACCUUCUAUCGACUGCCAGAUGGAGGUCAGUAUCAUAACGGUGUUCCGAUCGGAGAAGCUGCUACCAAUUCCGGGGCCUACGUUAUGGAUCAGCACUUACGCUUGGUCCCACCUGGUGUAAUGGGCGAGCUUGUUGUAGUUGGCGAUGGGCUUUCGCGCGGCUAUACUGACGCGAAGAGAAACGUCAAUCGGUUUGUUGACAUUGAACUCGACGGCCAAAUAAUCAGGGCAUAUCGCACGGGUGACCGAGUUCGUCACCGACCGAUGGAUGGACAACUUGAAUACAUCGGCCGGAUGGAUGGCCAGGUCAAGAUCCGAGGUUUCCGCGUCGAGACAGGGGAGAUUGAGCAUGCUAUUCUCGAGUCGGGCUUGGCAGAAAAUGCCGCAGUCCUCUUACAGCAGCCGGAUGACCAAGAAGCUCGGCUGGUCGCCUUCGUCAAGGAAGCGAAGGAUCUUCGAAACCAAGGUCGUAUCGACCGCGGCGAACAGGAAUUUGAAGAGGCUUGGCAGCGCAUCUUUAGUGAAACCACCUACGACUCCAAGAUCGACACUCACAAGGCCGGGAGAGACUUUUCUGGCUGGAAAUCAAUGUAUGAUGGCUCAUAUAUCGACACCGGGGAAAUGAACGAAUGGCUAGACGAUACAAUUGCAGCCAUGCUCAAUGGCGCGCCCCCAGGCCAUGUUGUUGAGGUCGGGACAGGCUCGGGAAUGAUUCUCUUCAAUCUUGCAGAGGGCCUGCAGAGCUAUGUUGGCCUUGAGCCGGUGAAGUCCAUUGUGGAGUUUGUCCAUGAGACGAUUGACAAACUUAACCCGACCUUAGCAGAGAAAGUAACGCUGCAUGUCGGCACCGCUACUGACUUGGACAAGAUAGCGGUGACCGAUGUUUCUCCAGACCUGGUCGUGGUGAACUCUGUCGCACAGUACUUUCCCAGCGCAGAAUACCUAGGCAGACUUAUCGAGGAUCUUCUCCGUGUGCAUCAGGCCAAGACAAUUUUCUUCGGAGACAUGCGGUCAUAUGCUCUAUAUACCCAGUUCCAGGUAACGAAGGCAUUGCAUGCAGGAGAUACGAUAACCCCUGAGUAUAUUCACAAGAUCAUGACAGAGACUGCGGAAAGCGAGACAGAGUUGCUCGUUGACCCGGCCUUUUUCACUGCCUUGACGGAUCAGUUCCCUGACCUUAUCCGUCACGUCGAGAUCCUGCCCAAGCGGAUGCAGGCGACAAAUGAGCUCAGCUGCUAUCGGUAUUCGGCUGUUAUUCAUGCUGCGCGCCAGGAUUAUCUUCACGAAGUUCACACCGUGGACGAUGAUCAGUGGAUCGACUACAGUGCCUCUAAGUUAAGCCGGCAAGGGUUGUUGGAGCUAUUGCAGCAGACCCAUGAAUCAGCUACUGUAGCUAUUGCUAAUAUUCCUCACAGCAAGACCAUUGUUGAAAGGCUCAUUGUUGAAGCGCUCUCAAGUCAGUCAAGCGUCAGAGAUGCUGGUUGGAUUUCAUCGCUCCGUUCCAUAUCCUCUAUGGUUAACGCGCUCUCUGCCGUCGAUCUCCAAGACUUGGCUUCCCGCGCAGGAUUCCGUGUGGAGUUGAGUUGGGCGCGGCAGUUUUCGCAGCAUGGUGGCCUCGAUGCCAUAUUCCACCGAAUCCGACCAGAAAGCGGGAGGCAAAGGACCGUGUUCAGAUUCUGUACGGAUCAUGCAGGUCGCUCAACGCAAACGUUGAGUAAUAACCCAAUGCAGAGUCAGUCGGGACGGAAUCUUGAAAAGGAGCUUCAACAACGAUUAAAAGAGCGUCUGCCUUCGUACAUGGUGCCGGCUGUCAUCAGGCUCCUUGAUGAGAUGCCCAUCAAUCACAGUGGCAAGGUAGACAGGCGUGCACUAUCCGAAAUGGCCGCAACUACCUCGCUUGCGCAGAUACCAACCACUGCAACCCACGUACCCCCGAGAGACGAGGUUGAACGCGUGGUCUGCGACGAAUUCGCCAACGUACUUGGAUCUGACGUGGGUAUUACCGACAACUUCUUCGACCUCGGCGGUCACUCCUUGAUGGCGACUAGAGCGGUCUCCAGGAUUGCGGAACGAAUGAAAUGUGCCGUCACUGUCCGUGACCUGUUUGACUAUCCCGUGCCGAAGGCUUUGGCCAAUAGGAUAUCAAAGAUGUGCGACAGUAGGAGUCAGGAAGAAGCAGAGGCAGUGAAUAUCCUAACCUUCGCUAACCUCGCCCCGAUUAGAGUAGAUGAAUGGCAUCAGGCAGUUGAGGCUAUCGGGAUCUGCACAGAGGAUGUGGUGCAGCUCAUGCCCUGCACUGCUUUCCAGGAGGGUGUCCUCACCACCGAUCUCGUCCUUGGAGAAACCCCGGCUUAUCUGGCUACCAUGAGGCUGGAAUUUGAUGAGCUACUGGAUAUUGAUAAAUUGCAAUCAGCAUGGCGUUCAACGGUAAAGCGAGAGGAAGUGCUUCGGACGGUCUUCAUGCCGUCAACGCAGGGCUUGUCCGGACAAGGCACCUGUAGCGGUGCGUUUUUGCAGGCUGUCCUCCGUUGUGAGUCGGCAGAAGUCGACAGAGUCACAACACCCCGGCUUGCUCAUCCACAAGAGAACCAUUCUCCGCUCGACCUCGGGAUGGGUCACAUACCGGUCUCGUUGACCCUGACGCGAAACGAAAUUUCAGGCAACUGUGUCAUUGAGUUGACGAUCCAUCACGCUCUGUAUGAUGAGGCCUACCUGUCCUAUGUUCUUGAUGGGCUGUCCCGCGAUUAUCACCUAGCGCAAAAGCCUAAGCCCGACGCCGGCCAGACAGAAGGCCACGUUCCGUUCACGGCUUUCAUUCGCAUGUUACAAGACAAAGACCGAGCUGUGGCUUCCUCGUUCUGGAGGGAGUACCUCAACGGUGCCCCGGCAGGUAGUUGGCCAAUUCCAUAUGGCCUCAAAGGGCCCAUGAAUGAAGAUAGAGUUCCGCUAGCAAAGUCUGCUGAGUGGAAAGGUAAUGCAGCAGAUAUCUCAAGAGUUCUUGGCACCACCCCUGCCGGAAUUGCAAGAGCUGCCUUCGCUUUAUGCAUUGCGGCACAUGGUGACGCAGAUGAUGUUGUUUUCGGCGAGGUCUCAAGCGGGCGAUCUCAUUCCGGGUUUGUUACCGGUCCUUGCAUUACCACGCAUCCAGUGCGAAUUCGGUUGGGGACAGACGUAAGGCAGCAGGACAACGACGUUCCAAAACAACGUGUCUCAAUAGAAACACUUCUGAAGCGCACAAGGGAUGCAUAUCUGGACACAAUACCCCAUCAGCAUCUCGGUGUCGAGUCCAUCAGACAACUGACAGGCAAUCCCGACUUGUUGCCCUUCCAAGUGCUCUUCGUUUACCAAGAGACACACUCAAAGGGCACGGAUCAAUUACCAUGGGCAAGCUUCAGAGUUGGCCAUGAUGAGCUGAGACAUUCAGACUUUCCCUUGGUGCUUGAAGUAUCAUGUCAGGAUCCCACAGGUCAUCUGCGCAUGCGUUGCGUGUUUGAUCCCUUCAUACUACCUCCCGCGGAUGUAGAGUGGUUUCUGCAACAUUUUGUCGAUUCGCUCAAUCUUAUUGCACACUCUUCCAAUUCCCAGGAUGAUUGGGAUUGUACGGAGGCAAAGCUGACUAUUACUGAGCAUGAGAAUCGUGCCAUCCAGCUAUUGUCAACCCAGAGGGAAGACCCUCACGAAGCAGAGUGUGAGGAAAUACCUACUGUUGUUAAUAUCAUCCGCAGGCAGGCAAUGCACGCACCAGACAAGAUUGCUCUACAAGUCCAGUCGACCGAAUUUGUUACCUACAGGCAACUUGACGACUUGAGUAGUCGUAUUGCACGUGGGCUGCAUGAAGCUCUGGAGAGUCAAGCUCGUGGCAUCAUCGAGCAACAAUACGUUCCGAUUUUCUUCGAAAAGUCAGUGCACAUGGUUGCCACCAUAUUAGGCAUACUAAAGGCCGGGGCGGCAUUUGUCCCCAUGGACAUUCAGCACCCUAUCCCGAGAUUGAAGGCAAUUUGCGAAGCGACUCAAGCCAGAGUCAUUUUUUGGGACGGUAUAACUGGUGGCGACAAGCUGCGCAAUCUGUCCAGAUCGACAGGAGCAACCCUGUGCACCGUGAAUGCUCUUCUUCAUAACAACGGCCCGUCUUUCAAUGAGAGAGCGCCAUCCUUGGAGUCCUUGGCCUAUGUUCUCUUUACUUCAGGAUCAACCGGUACACCAAAAGGGGUCAUGGUCGACCAUCGCAACCUAGCGUCAUUCGUGGCCUCCAACGAAGGAAGUACGGACUGUUCAUGGACUUCAAACCGACUUGCGCUGCUUGCGCAUACAUUUGACGCAUCGAUGGGUGACCUAUUCGCCACUCUUUGUAAAGGCGGUCGGCUCCACUUUGUGCGUCAAGACGACAUGCUGCCCAGGCUGAGUCACUGGCUAGAAGCACUGAGCAUCACACACUUGUCGCUGACUCCCACGUUGGGUGCUCUGAUUGUGAAUGAGCUUAGCAGUGACCAGGGAUUACCUUUUCUCCGGUGUUUGGUUUUUGGAGGGGAACCCUUCCGCCUCAGCUUCCUCAGUCGGGUACCGAGAGCAGUCACCAUCUGGAAUGGCUAUGGCCCCACUGAGGCGGCUAUUGAAGUAGCGGCCUGCAAGCUACAAGGGCCCGACACCGAUGUGUGCAUAGGCCGGUCGUUUGCUCCGAUUGGAACACCUGGAUGGCACAGGCAGAUACGCCUGUUACACCCCGGAACAAACGAAAGGGUCCCCAUAGGGUGCAUUGGAGAGUUGUGCAUUAGCGGACCGCAGGUUGCACGAGGGUACCUCGGCCAACCAGACUUGACUGCAGCACAGUUCACUCCAGACCCAUUCUCAGUAAGCGGAAGAGAAAGGAUGUACCGCACAGGGGAUAUGGCGAAGCUCCACGGUGAUGGAUACCUUGAGUACCUUGGUCGGAUCGAUGGGCAAGUAAAACUCCGAGGUCUUCGAAUUGAUACUGCCGAGAUCUGCUCCGUGGCGCAAAACCACCCGCACAUCAUGACCUGUGCUGUGGUCAAGCUCCAGCGCAAUGGAGCUGAGGUUUUGGCAGCUUUGGUCGAGGCAAAUCAUGGAACGGCUAUCAGCAAGCUCAUCUCCGAGAAUGCUAUCAAGGAGUAUAUCGCACGCAGUGUCCCGGUCUACAUGGUGCCGGCCCACAUCUGGGUGCAAACAACACCAUUGCCUCGAACAACAAGUGGUAAAUUGGAUAGAAGGGCCAUCGCCGAAAUAGCAGAGAGCAAGUACAAGGAGUAUAUGGAGAGUCCCUCGGGCCAGUUAGAUUUGCCAGUUCGGGCCGCAGCAGGCACCCUGGAAGCCAAGAUAGCUUCACUUUGGGCAAAGGUGCUAGGAAUCAAGGAAGACACGAUCGAUAUGACUGCAGAAUUCUACCAGAUGGGUGGUGACUCUGUUCGGGCCAUAGUACUCCUCGCAUUACUUCGUCGAGAAGGACUGCAUUUCGAUAUGACAGAUUUGUCGCAAACUUCGACUAUUCAGUCGCAGGCAGUCAAGGCUCGACAGGGGAAGCCAGAAAGCAGCAUUCCAGGGCACGUGCAUCUGCGUAUGCGGCAGGAGAGUGUGGCAACUAUUGUCCUCGUGCAUCCCUUCCUCGCACACUCGACAGUAUUCGAGCCUCUGCUGCCGCUGUUGGACGAUGCGUUUGACAUACUCCUGCUUGACGACCCUUUCUUGGGCACAGCCUAUUGCCCAGAGACACUGUCUGAAUGGGCCAAUCAUUAUCUCAAUGAUAUCCAAGCCCAUGUCCAGACCGAUCAGCCCGUUGUCUUUGGCGGUUAUUCAUUUGGUGGUCUAGUUGCAUUCGAAAUGGCACACUUAUGGGACAAGUUGCACGGAGAAAAUCGCAGCUCGGUCAUUUUGAUCGACCCUGGAACUUUUGGGCGAGAGAACAUCCCUGCGAAAGACAGAAGUCAAAGGGACGACCUGAUUAAAAACUCCCUGGGUAUGACGGAUGUGAAGCCAGGCGACAUGUUACCAUUCCAAGAGCAUUUUGAUCGACAUCUGAAAGCCUUGAGACAAUUAAGCGAACCGCCAAUUUACGAUGGCCAGUGUCUCCAUCUGGCCUUACCUGAUCGUCUUCAAGAUGGCGUGGUUCCGUGGUGGAGGGCGCGUUGUAGCGACAUCACUUUAUGCGUCCUUGACUGCCGCGACCACUACAAGAUAAUGAAGGACGCGAAGCUGGUGGAAGCGGUCGGCCGGCUCAUCAACGAGCAUUGCCACGCAUACCUGACGAGAACCUGCACGAUGAGCAGUGCUAGUUCAGAGUCUGGGUUCUGCGGAGGGUCCUCAAGGACAGAUGUGUCGACGGAAGAUGGCGACGCUGUGGGUAGGAAGAACGGAGUAGACGCGGGAGAUCGGCCAGAGGAACAACCGACCAAGCGAGACUAG